Messenger RNA from Synchiropus splendidus (mandarinfish), 1233 nucleotides. Its product is annotated as serine/threonine-protein phosphatase PP1-beta catalytic subunit-like. Bases 40 to 1023 code for a protein of 327 amino acids. The record is from RefSeq and is a predicted model, not a curated record. Gene Ontology annotation, cellular component: cytoplasm; nucleus. Gene Ontology annotation, biological process: regulation of circadian rhythm; circadian regulation of gene expression. Lineage: Eukaryota; Metazoa; Chordata; Actinopteri; Syngnathiformes; Callionymidae. Gene Ontology annotation, molecular function: protein serine/threonine phosphatase activity. The transcript has 8 exons.
GACCUCUGCCCCGCGUCCUCCCUCCUCCGUGACUGAAACAUGGCGGAAAGCGAGCUCAACGUUGACAGCCUCAUCUCCCGCCUGCUGGAAGUGCGAGGAUGUCGUCCGGGGAAGAUCGUACAGAUGACGGAGGCCGAGGUCCGGGGCCUCUGCAUCAAGUCCAGAGAGAUCUUCCUCAGCCAGCCCAUCCUCCUGGAGCUGGAGGCCCCGCUGAAAAUCUGUGGCGACAUUCACGGUCAGUACACGGACCUGCUGCGGCUCUUUGAGUACGGCGGCUUUCCACCUGAAGCCAACUACCUGUUCCUGGGCGACUACGUGGACCGAGGGAAGCAGUCGCUGGAGACCAUCUGCCUGCUGCUGGCCUACAAGAUUAAGUACCCGGAGAACUUCUUCCUGCUGCGGGGGAACCACGAGUGCGCCUCCAUCAACCGCAUCUACGGCUUCUAUGACGAAUGCAAGCGCCGGUUCAACAUCAAGCUCUGGAAAACGUUCACCGACUGUUUCAACUGUUUGCCGAUCGCUGCCAUCAUCGAUGAGAAGAUCUUCUGCUGCCAUGGAGGUUUGUCUCCAGAUCUUCAGUCUAUGGAGCAAAUUCGCCGCAUCAUGAGACCUACCGACGUCCCAGACACAGGUUUGCUGUGCGACUUGCUGUGGUCGGACCCCGACAAAGACGUGCAGGGGUGGGGGGAGAACGACCGGGGGGUGUCCUUCACCUUUGGCGCCGACGUGGUCAGCAAGUUCCUCAACCGACACGACCUGGACCUCAUCUGUCGAGCGCACCAGGUGGUGGAAGAUGGUUACGAGUUCUUCGCCAAGCGACAGCUGGUGACGCUCUUCUCUGCCCCGAACUACUGCGGAGAGUUCGACAACGCCGGAGGGAUGAUGAGCGUGGACGAGUCGCUCAUGUGCUCUUUUCAGAUCCUAAAACCCUCGGAGAAGAAGGCCAAGUACCAGUACGGAGGAGUGAACUCGGGGCGCCCGGUCACUCCGCCCCGCACCACUCAGGCUCCCAAAAAGAGGUGAGCAGCUGCAGCAGCGCCCCCUGCUGGCCGCCUCAAACACUCCAGCCUCCUCUACAGCUCGUUCAUGUGUAAACACCAAGUCCUGGAGUGUGUUCUUCUCUCUUCUUUUGCUUGAUGUGGGUAUUUUUAUCAACACGAGUGGUAUUUUAUUCUUUUUUUUUUUUUUUUUAAACGACUCCAUCGUGUGUCAACUCAGUCCAUUCCAGAAUAU